This is a messenger RNA of Homarus americanus (American lobster), 5571 nucleotides long. RefSeq names its product MOB kinase activator-like 2. The transcript is spliced from 4 exons. Gene Ontology annotation, molecular function: protein kinase activator activity. The coding region runs from base 659 to 2242 and encodes 527 amino acids. Gene Ontology annotation, cellular component: nucleus; cytoplasm. The record is from RefSeq and is a predicted model, not a curated record. Gene Ontology annotation, biological process: signal transduction; positive regulation of protein phosphorylation. Lineage: Eukaryota; Metazoa; Arthropoda; Malacostraca; Decapoda; Nephropidae.
CAGUGUGCCAGCGGCCGCCGUCGCGGACACACCUCGGGUCUAGAGGCUCUUGGCGUACAUACACCAACCACCUCUAUUCCUGGCGGGUAUAUUCUUAUAGCAUUUACCUUACAUAAACGUAAUUAACUUAACAAGCGUGCGUUCUGUGGUGUUCACUUUUGUAAUAUAUUCAUGCUUGUUUUAGUAUAAAGUGCCAGAAAAUUGGACAUAACAAAUACAGAUCUUGUGGGAUAAAGCGGCAGUGAAGUGGUUAUAGCAGAUAGUGUUACAACCUUGAUGAGUGAAAUGUUGGUGGUUGUGUGACUGAGGCAGUAGAGCGGAGAGCUGCAACAGGUGACAGCAACACACACACUGUGACGAUCCCCACCGGAAACUUGUUGUGUUGUGCCACUUUUGUGUUGUGUGUCCAUCCCGUGUGUCAAUCUCCCACAGUGCCGCUCUCAGCUACUGCUUUAUUGCCAGCCCGGGAGUGAAGAGUAAGACUGGGCCCCAUGAUCCCCUGACCCCCGCGAGGGUCAUUCCCAGGGUAUUUGUAAUGAACGGGUCACACGGCCGCCUCUCCUAUCACCACGACCACCUGCCUCACCACCACGACCACAACUUGGACCUCUCUACCUCCUCCCGCUGCUCAUCCAGCGACGCCAGGUGACAGAACGCCAUGCUCAGCACGGCGGGACCCCCGGGGGGCCUCCCGACGGCCUCAUGGGGCUCUUGGGCGUCGGCCUCCACCUGCACGUCGUCGUGCAGUUGGCACUCUACGUACUCACCGCGCAUGUCGGGGGAGGAACACACCCCUGUGUGGGCCAACCCCGGCACCACACCCUGGUCCGCGGGUCAAGACUCUCCCUGGUCUCUGCCUAUGGAGAUGACAGGUAUGGGCUGGGGGCCCAUCACCCAUUCUCCCACGCCCUCUGACACCGCCAUGUCAGUAAAGUCAGCCCGGGCGAGGCGACCCUCCGUGGUGGCCGCUCUCUUCACCGUCCAUGAUAUUCCUCAGUGCCAUAAUAUCCCCCGCUCGGCCUCGGCGCCGCCCGACCGUGCCCACUCCAUAGACGUGGGAGCCUUCCACAGAUAUUAUGAGGGCAGUGUGCUCGGCCCCGGAGCCUCCUGUAACACGCCCACGCCCACACCUGUCAACGACAACACUGGCAAUAUGUGCAGUGGGCUGGUGGGUGGCCCACUGUCUUCCCUGGUCGUUGCCGUGCCCACCAAGCUGGAGGGCUUUCUCAAGCUCUUCGCUCAGUCCCUACACCUGGUUCUGGCAGCCAUGUGCUCAAGGAAAGCGCGACGAAAGGAGCGGGACUGUCCGGCGGUGCCGGAACACGAGCACAAGCUGUACCUGGAGGAGGCGGUACUGGAGAGAAAGAUCCCAGAGACAGACCUCCGCCAGCUAGUAGAACUACCGCCUGGGCUGGGCUAUGAGGAGUGGCUCGCCUCACACACCAUUGACUUCUUCCAACACAUCAACCUGCUGUACGGGACAGUGUGCGAGUAUUGCACGAUGAGUGGGUGUCCUGACAUGACAGCCCCCACCACGCGGCAGUACCUGUGGUUUGAUGAAAAGGGAAAGAAGACGCGAGUUGCAGCACCCCAAUAUGUUGACUACGUUAUGACCUUCACCCAGAAGACCAUCAACGAUGAAUCAAUCUUCCCCACUAAGUUUGAAAACGACUUUCCAGUAUCCUUCGAGUCUAUUGUAAAGAAAAUCCACCGGUUGCUGUUCCAUGUGCUGGCCCACCUGUAUCACAGCCACUUCCGUGAGAUGGUGCUGCUUAACCUGCAUGCCCAUCUUAAUUGUAUUUUUGCGCACUUCAUUCUCUUCAACGACCGCUUCAGACUCAUUGAAGAUAAGGAGACGGAGAUCUUACACGAUCUUGUUGUAGCCCUCAAGCUUCACCCAGAGAGUGAACCAUCCACCUCUUCUUCCAGUUCCACAACCUCAACAACCACCACCACUGCAACAAGCUGUAGUCAAGUAGGAGGUCCUGACUGUAGUGCUAGUCCAAAUACGAGCAGCAGUAAUACAACUACUACAGCUGCAACGUAUAGCACUUUAUCAUUAGAGGGAGACUGUGGUAACUGUUCAACCCCUCAGGAGCAACAGUUGUCGUACCCGGCAGACAUCACCACAGUCACCAACAAUAGCAGUAGUGGAGUAACACCAGCAACAGGAGAUGCGGCGGCAGGAGGGUCUGGGCCCCCACUCCUGGAUACAGAAGCAGCGCCAGACACACGGCCAUAGUAAUCCCUCGAGCUAGUGAACCAAUGUAUGCGGGUACCCUGGCCUGGCCCCCGCCCCAUGCCCCAUUCCCUGUGUGGGUGGCGGGCACACACUGGUGCAGCACCUUAGCCUUAUCCAUGUGUGAUGGUGUCAUCUACAGGAGGUGGAGAGGCCAGGCGGGGGUUCCUAGGAAUAUGUUGUGUACAUAUGUGUUGUAAAGUCCUUAGAUCAUAACUAUUGCUAUACAAAUACUAUUUAUAUUUAUCCUGCGUUAUCACAUGAGCACACAUUCACCAUAAAGUGCAUUGUUUUCACCUCGACUCGUGGAGAGCAAGUCAGAAAAGGUGAACACAUGGCCAUCAGCAAGCUUUUAAGUAGAUGCAAAAUGAUUGUCAAGAAGAGUUUGGAUGCAAACUUUUUUCUUGUGAUUUUAGUGAAGUACGACAAAAAAAAUAUUUUUAUUAUCAAGUUGGUUUGGUUUGUCAGCUAAAACACAAUGGUGUUUGGUUCAUGUUCAGGUGCUUGGCAGGGAAUUAUUUCUCAAAACUGCACUGAUAAGUUUUGUGAUAUUAAAAGAAAAUUUCCAGCCAAGUUUCAAUUUUCUCUUGUUAUGUAAGUAGGCUUCUUAAGUCCUUACUAGUCGACAUGUGAUGUGUUUCCUGUUAGUUUUCCAUAUGCAGUACAAACUUCCCCAAGAAAUGUUUUAGUUCUCUUACUUUCCUUUGUAUUGUUAUUUGAAUUUGGUUUACACUGAGCACAGAAGCAUUUAUGUUUUAUUAGUUACCAGUACACAUAUACGUUACUUCAUUUUCAGUGAUAAGCACAUAAUUCCUUUGUAUUAACCAUUUCUUAGGUAUUAAGAGAGGUUUGAUGUACCUUUCUUUAUUAAAUAUGUACUUAAUUAUAAAAUGAGAAAGGGGUUGAUCAUAAGGAAAUUAUGUUCAAUGAACAAAACCUGCUAAUAAUUACCUCAGCAAAUGUGAAGCAUAAGACACUGUACUGGUUAGCUUUAGCAGUUCUAGAAGAGUCAUGCAUAUUCUGAGUAACAAUAGUAUCUUCCCAAAUAGAUAGAUAAUUAAAGACAAUAGGUCGCUUAUCAGCGUAAAAUGCGUCUGUUACACUGCAACUCCAGAGGUGGUCAUGUUUGUGUGUGGGCCCGUGUAUGGUAGUAUCCAAGAUAUUUUAACUAGAAUGUUGUAGGAAAGGGGAGUGUGAUAGUAUUUAUGCUUCUUCAGUACAUGUCUAUAAAAGUGACAUAAACAUGACCACCGGGGAACUGAAGGCAAUAAGGCCUCAUACCUUAUAAAAAAAUAUAUGGUUUAUUUGUGAUUUCAUCAAAAUAUAGACAUUUACUGUAUUUCACAAUUUCUUUUGUAAAUAUUUUAUUUACCAAAACACUUGUAUCAAAUGUCCUAUGAUUUUGUUGGUAAUAUUAAGAAUUCUAAUUUCUGAAAGUCCCCCUGGAGGUACAGUGGCACCGAGCACGACCUGGUAAUCUUUUACUAUCCCAACCUUCCUUUACUUCCCAUAAUUAAACUGCUCCUAGACCAGGCUGUUGCAGGGAAUUUAUUUGUCCUAGUGAAUUAUGUACUGUGUAAUUAUUUAUUUUUAUCUUGUUUGAUAGCUUGAGAUCAAUUCUAAUCAAGAUAGAUCUUGCAGGUAAGGAUUGCUGGAGUGAUAUGCUGAAUAUAUUAGAAUGUAUAUGCUGAUGUUGUUUGCCUAGUGAAAUAUUAUCAUUGAUGACAGGUAUAUUCCUUUAUCAGUUUGACUGAGAUGUAUAUAAUGCAGAGUUGUUAUGGUGAUCCUAGUGGUAAGAAGAGUCACAACCCUGGCGUGAAUAUUGUAUGUGAGCCCCAAUAUUAGUGUGCUUUAUAAGCCCAGGGCAGCUCACAGCUCUUAUGCAUCUUGCUAUGGAAAGACAGCCAGCAUAUCAUACACUGUGAAUCUGUCUUUUACAGCUUCCCAGAGCAAUGUUAGCAGAAGAAACGUCUGUUGUUGCAGAUUGUGAUAGGUGAGGCAAGUUGUGACGGUGACUUGUGGCAAGCCUGAGGAGGCAGCAGCAUUAGUGGCAGAGCCACUAAGGCACACACACACUCACCACCUUAGGCUUCACCUUGCUAAGCUUUAUGACUCAGGAUUGGACUUCCCAAAGUUUAGUUUAUUGCCAAAAUUGUGGCACUAAAUCUAUUAAACAAAAUAUUAGAGGUAAAAGUAAGCUGUACUUGCUCCUCCUUCAACUUCAUGGUAAAAUCCCUAUAGCCCAGAUAUUGAUGCAUUCUCUAGAAUCCUGUGUUCUUAUGAUGAUGAUGAUGUUUAUUGUCUUUCAUCUUCAUGGUACAGCUCUUUGUUGGAACUGUUAACAGAUUCAUAUAAUUUGGUCUUGAUAGUGGUGAUGAAAGAACCAGUUUCAGACCUACAUGCCUUCCUAGACUUUCUGUCUUAGUUACCGAUUUUACUGGUAAAAGCAGUGUGGCUUUUCAAUUUGAGUGAAUCAAUGGCAUUGUCACUAUUGCUAUACAUUGCAGUUGACAAGCAUUUUACUUGUUUUCUGACUUCCUCGUGAUAUGUAUGGAGUGUGUGGAAAGAUAUGAAGUGGGUGAUGGUGUCGGGUGAUGGCCUGGGCACUACAGUCAUGUAUCCUGUAGCUGUGGUAGUUAUGGUUGUGUAGCAUUGAGAGUUAGGGGAGUCUAAGCUGUCACCCACACCAAUAGCAGACCAAAACUAGUCCUGCCACCCUAGUGAGUGAGCCAAUCUCUUUUCUGCCAUGUGUUAUACGUCCCACAUUAUGGCCUCCCCCCACCAACACAUUGAGCAGCAGGCAUUUGUGCGUGUGUGUGGCUGCUGCAGUCCUCACGUCUUCAUCAGCUUAGUGCACCAGUGAAAAUUUGACUACAUUCAAAGGUGUGAAACCCUCUGGGUAGAAGGUCUUUUGAGUUAAAACAUAGGGCAUUAUUGAUUGUUAUAGGUGUAACUAGACAGCUGGCAUUCCAUAUUUACACAUAACUGCUUCCUGUUGCUCUUCGGGCUACAGGGUCUUGUAGUCCUGGGGUGGGUGGAAUAUAAUGAUUUGGAUAUGUCACUUGAUCCUUGAGCUUUAAGGGCAAAGGUGAAAUACUGUAUGCGAUUAUGGGAUGGGUUGGGGGAGGGUAUAGGGUGGGUUUGGGUAGGAUUUGGGAUAGGGGUGAGGGGGAGGCUGAUAAGGGUCACGCCUGAAGCACUUGUAGAGAACGGCGCGCGUGUGUCAGUUAUUCCUUGUGAUACUCUUGAUCCUCUAUGAUCAGCUUAAUGAGACAGGAAAUGUUUUAAGGAAUAAUUAUUAUUGCAAAAAUAAUAAAAAUAAUUUGCACUGA